AUGGUCAGGCUACAGGCAGAGCCGGCCGCUGCUGGGUUGAGCAUAUUCUGCAUGCAGGGUCUGCACAACCUGCCCCGGGUCACUGGGCAUUUGAGACGCUGCCUGUUGAAACAUGGUGUUACCCUGUGGCUGGUUUUGCCUGUAACAGGCAAAGAAAUGACAGCCAGUCAGCAGGCAGGAGGGAGGGGCAAAGCCUAUUUAAUAAGUUUUGCAAGGGGCUGCAGCCUGUCCUUGCCUGCGGUGGCUGGGAGGGGACUGUGCACGGCCACCUACCUGGAGCUGCCCACCCGCGUGAGAAUGCUCAUCGUGGGACUGGGGACCUGGCAGUCUCUCCAAGGAACAGCAAGAGAUGCAGUGAAGUUUACCAUCGGCGUUGGGUACCGCCUUUGUACCUUCCUGUACCAGAACGAGAGUGAGAUCGGGGAUGCACUACGAGAAAAAAUUGAGGAGGGGAUUGUGAGGCGAGAAGACCUCUUUAUUGCCAGUAAGCUGUGGUCCGCCUUCCGCGAGAGAUCCCUGGUGAAGGAGGCAUGCCAGAAAACACUUGCUGCCCUCCAACUGGAUUAUUUGGAUCUCUACCUGAUGCACUGGCCCAUGGGAUUCAAGGCAGGGGAGGAGCUAUUUCCUGCAGAUGGAAAUGGCAUGAUCAUUCCCAGCAAUACAGAUUUUCUGGAUACAUGUGAGGCUAUGGAAGAGCUGGUGGAUAUGGGACUGGUGAAAGCCAUUGGAGUCUCCAACUUCAACUGCAAACAGUUAGAUCAGCCCCUGAGCAAACCAGGCUCAAGACACAAACCUGCAAAUAAUCAGAUUGAGAGCCACCCCUACCUUCCUCAGGAAGAGCUGAUGAAGUUUUGCCAAUCCAAAGGGAUCUCUGCCACUGCAUAUUGUCCCCUUGGAGUGCCCAACUGGCCGUGGUCCAAGCCUGAAGAUAUUUCCUUUUUUGAUGAUCCCCAAAUGAAGGAAAUAGCACUCAAGUACAACAAAAUCCCAGAUCAGGUGCUUAUCCGGCUCCACGUUCAAAGAAAUGUGAGUGUAAUUCCCAAAUCUGUCACUCCACACCAUAUUGAGGAAAAUUUUAAGCUGUUUGGGACCUUUAUUCAAGUGUUUGACUUUGAAUUGGCUAAAGAGGAGAUGGAAGCCCUCCUUGCUUUCAAGAAGCAGUAUCGUAUCUGUGCAUUAAGCGAAUGCAAAAAUCACAAGGACUAUCCUUUUUUGGAAGACUAA
Haliaeetus leucocephalus (bald eagle) is the source of this 1224-nucleotide messenger RNA. RefSeq names its product aldose reductase-related protein 1-like. The record is from RefSeq and is a predicted model, not a curated record. Lineage: Eukaryota; Metazoa; Chordata; Aves; Accipitriformes; Accipitridae. Gene Ontology annotation, cellular component: cytosol. Gene Ontology annotation, molecular function: aldose reductase (NADPH) activity.